Molecule: messenger RNA, 1041 nt
Organism: Eurytemora carolleeae
Lineage: Eukaryota; Metazoa; Arthropoda; Copepoda; Calanoida; Temoridae
Product: dipeptidyl peptidase 1
Exons: 12
Coding region: 88-1026 (312 amino acids)
Biological process (GO): proteolysis
Molecular function (GO): cysteine-type peptidase activity
Source: RefSeq, a predicted model, not a curated record
GGAGACUACAUAUGUUUUUUCUUUGUGUUUUAAACUCAGUAUUCUACUAUUCUCUACUCAUCAUUUUACUGGAAAAGUGGGGUAAAGAUGCUGUACUUGAUACUGCUGGGUCUUGCAGGCUGUGUGCGAGGGGAUACCCCGGCCAACUGCUCCUACGAGGAUAUAUCCGGUUCCUGGACAUUCUAUGAGAGUGAGAGAAGUGGAACUAAAGAUAUAGAUUGCUCUUCUAGAUUCAGUAUAGUUGAGAAGACAAGAGUAGAUCUGAUGUAUCCCAACUCUGCAGUUGAUCAGUUUGGAAAUAUUGGAACCUGGACAAUGGUUUACAAUCAGGGGUUUGAAGUAACAGUUAAUGGCAGAACCUUCUUUGGAUUCAGCGACUAUGAAAUUCUCCCAAACAAAGGUGGUGUGUUAAGUUACUGUAACCAAACCAAACCGGGUUGGUCCCAUGACGUCACAGUACGAAAUUGGGCAUGUUUUACAGCCAAGAAGCUGAACAGGAAUGGGGUUGAGUUUGUUCCAAAAUAUCAAAUAAAGAGUGAGAAUUAUGGGAAUAAGGGGGAAGAAUUAUAUGAACAAGAAAACUGGAAAGUUGAUUUGAUAAAUAGUCGCCAGGAAUCAUGGGUUGCAGCUUCAUACACACAGUUCGAGGGGUUGAAGAACAAAGACAUAGAACGGAUGAAGGGAGGUGAACUUUCAAAACUUGGAAACAAACCUUCUCCUGCUCCCACCAAACCAUCUUCUACUCCAAUCAACCCUAAGCUCAAACUUCUCAGAUCUACAAAACAAGAAUAUCUACCAGAAUCCUGGGAUUGGAGAAACGUAGACGGAGUAAACUAUGUUUCUGAGGUGAGGAACCAGGGUUCCUGUGGGUCCUGUUAUGCGUUCUCAAGUAUGGGAAUGCUGGAAUCUAGGUUGAGAAUUCUAACCAAGAACACCAGAAACUAUACCUUCUCACCUCAGGUAUACUUCUACACUGUAGAGUAUCUUAUUCCGUAUAUAUAUUGGCACUGUAGUUUCUUAUCCUAGGUAUCCUUGAACAGU